Messenger RNA from Westerdykella ornata, 1195 nucleotides. RefSeq lists its product as uncharacterized. The transcript has a single exon. The coding region runs from base 249 to 1049 and encodes 266 amino acids. The record is from RefSeq and is a predicted model, not a curated record. Lineage: Eukaryota; Fungi; Ascomycota; Dothideomycetes; Pleosporales; Sporormiaceae.
CGGAACGGAGGGGAGCCAUACUGGGCACCUGGGAAAAGUACAGGCCAUGGUGCAACGCAGUGAAAGAGGUGCAACCAACCCCUGAGCGUGGGUCGUUGGGUCAGGCGUGGUGAAGCUUUGUGCCUCACAACCAAGGCCGGGGCUCAGGGCUGCGCUGUGACCCAUGCCAUGGCGUUGGGCAUGCUACGGUAGAAGCAGUCGAGAAACAUGGCGGGGCGCAGGGAUGCUGGGUGGGAUGGGGAUGGGCCAUGGUGGAAGGGGAUGCAGGAGAGACGUUGCGACGAUGCGAGAUGUGUUCCAACAACGCCCAUGACUUGUCGCUUCACCAGCAGAUCACCUGGGUGCACGGUUCAAUUGCAGCAGCCCUAGCCCUCGCGCCGUGCCUGUUCCGCAUCCGCGGGUUUGACCACAAGUGCACAGAGCGCUGCUCCCACGCGCCCAGGGCUCGGUGCCGAACGGUCUCCCCCUUUGUGGUGACCCGCGCGGAUACCCUCCCAGCUUCCCCGGAAUGGACCCGGCCCCAUCAUUUGCUGGACCGUCUGGAAGCCCUCGCGGAUAACGGGGGGGAAAAGAUUUCUGCUCAGAGCGCACGAGUCAGGCCGCAAGGUGCUGUGAUCGGGCUGCCCUGGAAUGUGGGAUGGAUGCCAUCGUCGCCGCGUCGGAGACCAUCUCGCACUGUUCCUCCGUGUCCUCCUGGGAAAAGCAUCGUCCAAAGCAUCGUGGGCGAAUCAGGUGCGUCACCUUGGGGGUCCAGGGGUGACGGAGAGUUGGCAGCGUGGCAGUAUCAAACGGCAGCAAAAACGACCCCUCCUAAACUGGCGGUGUAUGUAGACCGGGACGCCCAAUACAUGUACAGGCGACCACACGGUAGACUACUCCGUAGGGACGGGAGAACACGCUGCCUACCAUCAUGUCCAGGUUCGGCUCGCGGCAAGGCGCAUAUGCGUCUCUGCAUAUGCAUCCCAGAGCAGGCUGAUGAUGAUAAUGAUUCACCUUCGUCAGCGACCGCAGCACGACUCGUCUUCCUAGGGCGUUUCGUGUCGCUUUGAUGACACCCACGCCGAUCCGCCGCCUGGCGACAGCGCAGGGAAAUGACCCGGAGCCCUCGAGGUACCAGCACAAGUACCCAACAAUAUUCAUCCUCGUCUUGGGAGGCAAAUGAAGACCACGAGUAGGAGAGUGAUACUGCGUCGAU